ACAUUCUCUAAGUAGUAGAGCAUACAUUAGUCAUUGAGCUAUAAACUCUCUCUCUCUCUCUCUCUCUCAUUGAGCUAUGAACUAGCUCCCCCCCCCCCUCUCUCUCUCCCUCCCUCCCUCUCCCUCCCUAUCUCCCUCUCUCGCCCACUCUCUGUCUCUCUCAGCUAUGAAGAGAGGCAAAUAUGAUACAUUAGUAUCAAUGAAUCGUCUGAAACUGAUACAAGUCUUGAUGUGCAUUAUAUUUCUGUUUCUCGUAAUCAUGACAUUUGAAAUCCCGCUUCUUUUCAAGUCAAGUCUUGGGUUUGAUUCAGCUGAAAUAAACUUCACUGGUCCACUCAAGAUUAAUGUCUUUGUCGACAACUCAAUCGUCCAUCGAUCACCCGAAAGGCGAAUGAGAGAGCUAAAGAAGGUCUCUGGCCUUGUUUUUGAUGAAAUUGCAUUUGAUAGUAUCAGUAAAAGUGAAAAUUUCACUGAGCUUCUAAAGAUGGCAAGAGAUGCUUUUGUGGCAGGGAAGAAUCAUUGGGAAGAUGUUGUGUCAGGGAAGACUAAAAUUGAGUUGGGCAGGAAAAAGAAAGGAAAUUUUUCGGUUUCUUGUCCAAAGUCCGUGUCUUUAUCUGGUGUUGAGUUUAGGAAGAGAGGCAGAAUGGUUUUGAUGCCGUGUGGAAUGGCGUUGGGAUCGCAUAUUACUGUUGUGGGGAGGCCUUAUUGGGCGCAUUUGGAAAAAGACCCGAAAAUUUGGAGGAAGAAAAAAGAGGAUGAGGUGGAGAAUGUGAUGGUGUCACAGUUUGUUGUUGAGUUGCAGGGACUCAAGGCUGUUGAUGGUGAGGAUCCUCCGCGGAUAUUUCAUUUUAAUCCGCGGUUGAAGGGGGAUUGGAGUGAAAAGCCUGUGAUUGAGCAGAACACGUGUUAUCGGAUGCAAUGGGGUACUUCAUGGAGGUGUGUUGGAAUUAAGUCCACGGCAGAUGAGGAAACGGUUGAUGGACAGGUAAAAUGUGAGAAUUGGAUCCGGGACGAUGAAAAUCUCACAGAAGGAGAAAAGACCACCUGGUGGUUGAACAGGCUGAUGGGUCGACCGAAGAAGGUUAAUCUCAAUUGGCCAUUCCCGUUUGCUGAGGACAAGUUGUUUAUUCUUACUUUGUAUGCCGGCUUAGAGGGAUUUCAUGUCAAUGUUGAUGGAAGACAUGUUUCUUCUUUUCCCUAUCGCCCAGGUUUCGCUCUUGAGGAUGCCACAGGUCUAUUUAUAAAAGGGGAUGUUGGUGUGCAUUCCGUGUUUGCUGCUGCCUUACCUACAACUCAUUCGAGUUUUGAUCCCCAGAGGCCUCUUGAGAUGGUUCCCAAGUGGCAGGCGCCACCUCUCCCUGAUUCAGCUGUUGAAAUUUUUAUUGGUAUUCUUUCAGCAGGCAAUCAUUUUGCCGAGAGGAUGGCUGUGAGGAAGUCUUGGUUGCAGCAUGAAUCGAUCAAGUCAAUGAAUGCUGUUGCUCGUUUUUUUGUUGCAAUGCACAAGCGAAAGGAUGUUAAUGUGGAGCUUCUGAAAGAAGCAGAAUUUUUUGGUGAUAUUGUCAUAGUGCCUUACAUGGAUAACUAUGACCUUGUUGUUCUUAAGACUGUAGCGAUUUGUGAGUACGGGGUCCGCAUGGUGGCCGCGAAGUAUAUUAUGAAGUGUGAUGAUGAUACAUUUGUUAGAAUCGAUGCAGUGCUCAGGGAAGCUAAUAAAGUUCGGAAAGGUAGAAGCCUGUAUGUCGGAAACAUCAAUUAUAAUCGCAAGCCCUUCCGAUAUGGUAAAUGGGCUGUUACAGAUGAGGAAUGGCCUGAAGAAGAUUAUCCACCUUAUGCAAAUGGUCCUGGUUACAUUAUAUCAUCUGAUAUUGCUAAUAAUGUUGUAUCGGAUUUUGAGAAUCAUAAGUUGCGGUUGUUCAAGAUGGAGGAUGUGAGCAUGGGAAUGUGGGUGGGAAAAUUCAAUGCUUCAAAACCCGUCGAGUAUGUUCAUAGCUUGAAUUUCUGUCAAUUUGGAUGCAUUGAAGAUUAUUUCACAGCACAUUACCAAUCUCCAAGACAGAUGACAUGUCUGUGGGAUAAAUUGAAACGUCGAGGAAAAGCCCAGUGCUGCAACACUUGAUGACAACUACAGACGCAGUAGGUUGAACAUACGAAUAUUACAGAGGAACCAAUGGUAAAAAGAUUGUUGUCAUAGAUUUGUACAUGACAUACAUGUGGUUAAGUUAGAUAAAUAUAUUCAGAUUUGAGCUGUUCCAUUCACCUCUUCGUGUAAUUCAUUAUUACAGUGGUUUCAUGCCAAAUUGUAACGAAACAAUAUCAAUGAAACAGAUUUUAUCA
This is a messenger RNA of Daucus carota subsp. sativus, 2334 nucleotides long. Its product is annotated as hydroxyproline O-galactosyltransferase GALT6. The transcript has 7 exons. The coding region runs from base 167 to 2116 and encodes 649 amino acids. Gene Ontology annotation, molecular function: hexosyltransferase activity; carbohydrate binding. Lineage: Eukaryota; Viridiplantae; Streptophyta; Magnoliopsida; Apiales; Apiaceae. Gene Ontology annotation, cellular component: Golgi membrane. The record is from RefSeq and is a predicted model, not a curated record.